CUGAAACAGCCACGACGUUGUUCAUCUUGACAACCAACAGCCCUAUUUCAGCCUUAGGCGCGAUUGAUGCGCUGUUGGCGCAGAACAGUGCAACUUUUGGCACAGCAGUGCUCUCCAACGCCAUCGCAUCGUUGAUCGCACAAACAAAUCUUUCUACCGUGAAUCUGACGUUCGCCGUGUCCGUCUCGGCUCUGACAGUUAGUUCAGGAAGCCUAAUUUCGCCUGCUAGUGACCUAGCUUUUCCACCGACCACCACAACUACCACGACAACCACAGUGUCCUAUGUCUGUUUUCCUUGGACUUACUAUCCAGAUAAUAGUACGAACGCAAGCAACUACAGUAGUAACGGGACGAACACGAAUGCGAGCAACGCGUCAGCUGGUAGCGGGUCCUCACGGAUUCUGAAAGAAGUAACGGCUGGCGCAGACGCAGAGACUUCCAUGACAAUGAGAGAAGGGAUAAUAAACAGUGGCGACAGUCGUACCGACAUCAGAGAAUUAACGAGUGCAGUGGCUAGUAAUUCAACCAACGGGUCUAACAUGUCGUCCAAUGUCACCACCUAUACGGGACCGACUACUUGCAUACCAUGGGUCGCGCCAGCACCUCCGGCGAACGUGAGUAAUACAACAGCAGGUAAUGUAACAAACUCUUCAAAUGCAUCAGCUAAUGCAUCUGGUGGUGGUGCGCGAAUGCUGUGGGCAACGGGAGAGUAUACCGGGAGCAGUGGCGGAGAGGAGGAUAGUAGUGGGAUGAUGAUGUCCUCUUCACCGGAAGAGUCUUCCCGUACCUCAGACAUACAGGCAGCGUCAAGAAAAGCAGACAAAGGGAAGCCCCAGUUUGUAGUUUCGCUUCCUGUUGUUACCGCAAACAGUGAAGGCAAAAAAGCUGUGAUACCAAUUUCUGAGUUGCGUCGCAUCCUCAGCCCAACUGGACAUGAACAUCAAGAUCAAGUCACCGUUCCAGAGUCGACCUCCCUUGACCAACAUCCGUCUCGUGCCUCGUUUCCUUUCCCAACAUCUACUUCGAGUUCCUCAACGUCACCAGACGAAUUUACUCGUUCUUCCUCAGAACCAGUGUCAGCAGCAGAACCACGACAACUCCAGUCAGUUCCUUAUUCAGACGCACCCUCUUACUCAUGCCGCACUAGUCGUGCGACGUCUUUGAAAGCAUCUUUUGGGACCUUUUUUCCGGAUUGCUACAGACCACGCCAGGCCCUAGACGACUUGAGUCAGGCAUGGGUCGGUGAUUACCGUGGUGCCGCGUCGCAGUUCUUUGAUGAGUUAUGCUUGGAUGGGCCGACCACGACCAGUACAUGACGAUGUUCCUGCCCAUCCACCUCCCAGUAUCAAAGUACACACGAUGAAGAAUGUAGUUCCUGAUUAUAAUAUCAAUACUAGUAUCAAAGUAUACAUUCUAGAAAUCAAUAUCAAGCUAUACUGCUCAACAGUAUCUACUUCCAUAUUUUGGCAACGUUCAUACAUCUCCGAUUCCACUGCCUUCGAUCAUGUUGGUGGAACCGCGAUGGCUUCGAAUGAAUUAGCCUUGGUCACCCCAGCACUGUACACCCUGAGCAGCUCAACGCCUACAACGUUCUUGAGUUAAGGCUCCGUCUAGAGGUACACGAAAUCCAUCCAAGGGAGGCCGCUUUCUAAGGGAAAAGAACUACCAUCUUCGGGACACAAGCCCUAUAGAAGAUGGAUUAGGAUUUCUCUCAGUUGUUCUAAUUUACUGACCUCCGGACGUCGGUUCUGUAUCCGCCAAUAGAUUUGCUAUCGAACGCGCGUGCAUUUUUGGUGCACGCUUUCUACUACCUACCAGCAACUGCCUAUGCGCAUGACGCUGGGGCAAGGAGUGUGGUUUGGCUUUUAUGGUGAAGAAAUGGAGUUGUUGAGCUUGAGCUGAACUGGAAAAUCCACAGGGGGAGCCCCCCUCCGUGGUACAUACUUAAGUUAGAAUAAUUUAUAGAACGGAUGUAGGAUGGACUUGGAUGGAUCGGAUGGACCCCCCUGCUAAGCCUUCCGGUCCUCCUUGAAAUGGUGGGAAGUCCAUCCGUUCCAUUCGAUCCAUCCGAUCCAUCCCAUCUCGGAUCUGGCACCCCUAGAGCUUGCUCUAUUAUAUGACGAACUGAAAUAAAGUAGAAACCUGCCUGCGCGUCUCCCUCAACAUCUGUCGCUCUCUCUCUUUCAUAUUCCCGCCUCUUCUUUGAUUUCCGGGUCACUGGCAGGGUUUAUCCGAGUUUGGCUGCCACAGUUUUGCCAUUCGACGAUAGUGCAAUAUUGACUGGGCAAACCAUUUCCCUAGUUUUCGCAAUAGUCUUUUGCUUGGCUGUAUUGGGCCUAGCGCUGAGACGGAUUUUCAAGCCAUAUUUCGAAGAAGAAAGAGAGGUCUUUUCUUAUGACGAAGCACUUACGAAGAAUGGCGAUGGAUAAAUGUGGUGCCAGCUUCAGCCUACCUACGUGUUCCAUAAGCAUAGUCUCCAAACUGCAUUGGCAACUUCUGACAAUUGAGAUCAAUGACGGUGGUGCCUGGAUCAUCUUAACCUCACAUCUUAGUAGAGUGCUCCCCUCUAAUAUCCUUUCCGCAAGCACGGCUUGCAAAUUCUCAUCCUGCUCUUCGUCGUUACCUAUGCAGCGAUCCUCCUCUCCGUCGGACACGGCAUCGAUGGUAGCUCGGUCACCAACGCUCUCGCAGCUGAGCGCGUGAAUACAACAUUGGCCGUCACGGAAACUACACCUGCAAUAGUUAAGGGAAGGGUGCAUCUGUUUAUUAUUCUGCAAUAGUUAAGGGAAGAUGAAUAGCAACAUGUGCUCCCACUUCAAGUACAGGGUUAGUAGUGAUGCUAUCUUGUAUCAUCUUUUUCUGUUUAUUAUAUAGUUGGUUGUAUUUUCCCUAUAAGAACGAAGAGCAAUCAUAACUUCACCUAAGAAUGUGUCAUGAUGCCACUCAUUGAGAAUCCAAGUUAUACUAGGGGAACGUCGUUCCACCUAAACAAGAAGGGCCUACAGAAGGGGAACGACAUGCCCCUAUCGACACUCGGAAUGAGUGGAAGCAUUCAAAGAAGACAUAUCGGAGAAGCUAACACCAAGAUGCUCCAACCUCUAAAAUAGCGCCGCCAAGCUAUGUGAGCACAGACUUGCGCUCAGCCAGUAGUGGUCGCGUCACGCUGGCUGCUGUCAGCGGAGUUCUCCAAAUUCUAGUGAUGGCCACGAUGUUGAACUACUUCUCGUGUUUCUUUCCGCAUUUGGGCCUUGCCGCUCGCGUUGGGGGCAAAACAGUACGCCCAUUGCUCCUUGCGUCUUUCGCGUGGAUAUACGUUCCAAGCUUGGCAGCAGGACUGUUGGGUGGGAUACCAAUGGUCUCCCGCGAUGCAGCCCACAGUCAACUGGUCUAUAUCUUAAGGCUCAGCUUUCAAUGGUCAUUGGGGUUGGUCACUGGCGACCCCUUCUUGAGAGAACCAACGGGGGGAAAAUGAAGGAAAAGCAAAGGGAGAGGCAUGGGGCCCAUUUCUUUCAGAGUCAGUGACCAUUGAGUGCUGAGCUUUAAAUAUCGGACUACUAGCGCCUCUGAGGAUACUCUCCGGCAAUUUCUUGACGUCAGCCGAAGACAAUGCUCUCCGUGGAAGCGUGGACAAUUACUACCGAUACUAUGCGACAUCUGUGAUUAUGAGCAAGUACUACGGAGUUUGUGGAGAGAUUCAAGUCGAUGCAGCGUUCUUGUAAUUCCAACUUAAACAAAGGGACAGUACCAAACCUAAACCUCCAAGUAGACUGACGGACUCCUACUUGGACAAGAUUGAUUAUUUGAAGCCGCAAUCACUCACACGCUCUAACCCCAGCGCUUCCGCCAACGUCCAGUCCUACAAAAGUACCUUUGGUCCUGGCGCUCUCGGCGACAACUCUUUUUCCACGUUUCACACACUGGAAUUCAUAGUCCAGCUGUUCAUCUUUUUCCUUGUCUUCCUUAUAUUAAGGCUUGACAUUCAACAACAUUGGUCGUUUCCAGGACCGCGCAUCCAUCCUCUUCGGGGGUAUCUUCACAAAAUUUACGACUACUCUCAUCUCAGGGAAAACCUCUUGAAGAUUCCACAUUCCGUUUCCUUCUUGAGGUUCUGAAGCCAAUUGUAAGGCAAGAUGAAGUGAGUCAAAUACUGUAGUUUGGAGCUCUAAUUAUAGGGGAGCAAUUAGUAGUCGUCGUCUUGGUCCAGGGUGUCAAGGAGCUGAGUCUGCGGAGCAACGCUACGCACCACUAUGCGUGGAUGGCUCAGGACGCUUUGGAGUUUAACCCUAGUAAGCAUCCAACAAAACCGUUGCUGUCUCAUCCGGUGCAUCCUGAAGAUUUCCAGGUGAAGAAUAACAAAGAGGAUGAUGAGUAGUAGAUUUUGAUCAUGUCAAGAUGUGCUUGUUGGGGAGAAUAUGAGGAAAGCUGGAAUUCUAGAAGAAGGUCUAUCGUGCUCUACUGAAUACUUUUUUUUUUGCUAGCCGUAGCUAACCGUACGUGUGAAAUAUUUUCCAUACUGUGACUGAACACCGUAACCGUGAACUGUUUUCUAUUGAGAACAUGCAGGCAGUUGUCUGCAGCUGCCACCGCAUUUAUCCAUCGCCAUCGACGUAAGAAUAUGUUCGAGUUAUCAAGGUUCGAUGAUCAUACUCAUUAGCAAUUGAGGACAAGAUGAAAAGGUAGAGAAUGUGUUGCUGCAGACAAAAACUGCUAGAUGAACAAUGCAAAGAUGAGUGUUGUACAGAUAAAGAAAGAAUAAGAAACGCUCUGAACAACCUCAUAAAGACUGGCAAAGCACGCAGUUGCCAGUACGGCUACCAU
Molecule: messenger RNA, 4818 nt
Organism: Amoebophrya sp. A25
Lineage: Eukaryota; Dinophyceae; Syndiniales; Amoebophryaceae
Source: the annotation of a GenBank genome assembly